GCGUUUUGAAAGGCCGGGCGCACGCAGAGGCUCCCGCAGCCGGCCUCCCGCUCCACGGUGCGGGGCUGGGUCGAGGGCCCACGAGUGGGUCUGGGUGGCUGAGAGCGCAGGGUCCCCCGACCGGGUCACCGGCAAGGACGCGGCGCUGACCGGCGCCCUGAAGCCGCCGCCGUGCGGCGGACCGACUGCAGCCAGGGCGCCGCCCGCAGUUGCCGGCGCCGCGGAUAGCUUCCGGGGCUUCCUGGAGGGAGCAAGGACUUUGCUGCGCCGUGUCACAGACGGAGCCCGGAGCACGCGGAGAGGGAAGGGAGGAGACGCGAGUUGCUCCCACAGGCGCCGGGUCCCGAGCCGCCGAGCCCCCGGGGGCGCGGCCUGCGCAUGCGCACCCCCUGCCUUCCUGCCCGCGCACGCUCGGUCCGGCCGCCCGCCGGGUCAUGGAGACCUCGGGAGGCGCUGGGGGCGCCUUCCUGAAAGAUAUUGUGGCCUAUGUUGAAGUAUGGUCUUCCAACGGGACAGAGAAUUACUCAAAGACAUUUACAAAACAACUUGAGGAUAUGGGGGCAACGGUUUCAAAAACUUUGAACAAGCAAGUGACCCAUGUGAUCUUCAAAGAUGGGUAUCAAAGCACCUGGGACAAAGCCCGGAAGACAGGGGCGAAGCUGGUUUCCGUCCUCUGGGUUGAAAAAUGCAGGAUGACUGGAGCACAUGUUGAUGAAUCUUUGUUCCCUGCAGUGAAUACUAAUGAAGAAUUACCAAGCCUAAUUAGAAAAAAACACAAGUGUAUGCAGCCCAAAGAUUUUAUUCCAAAAACACCAGAAAAUGACAAAAGACUUCAAAAGAAGUUCGAGAAAAUGGCUGAAGAGCUACAAAAACAGAAGACAACCCUAGAUGAUGGUGUUCCUGUCCUGCUGUUUGAGUCUCCUCGCUCACUGGUGUACAGCUCCACGACUCCCAUUAAGAGUCACAAGACCACCAUGGAGAACAGACUACAAGAGAUGAGGGAGAAAAGGGAAAACCUUUCCCCUACCUUUUCCCAGAUGCUUGAACAGUCUCAGCAGAACCCAAAUGUCUCUCUGUGUGAAGCAUCUUUGAACAUUGCUCAUGAAUCUUUACGUUCAGAUGAAUCCUUUGCCAGUUGUCCUCGCUCAUCUUUUGAUGGCCUCUGUGGAAAUCAGGAAAGGAAACUGGGAAGAUCUGUUAAUGAGAUGGCCAGGAUGGCAUGCUCUUCUUCACCUGUGUUGAAGACAAGCAGUUCUUACAGUUCAUUGUCACCCAACCAUCUCAGUCAGCCAAGUCCUCAGAAAGCUAAGGACCAUCCUCCAGAGGAGGGCAUCAGCUGGCAGAAAGAUGCUUCAGGUGAGAAAGCUGAGCUGGAGAGAGAGCAAGCUGCAAGCGUGUCUCAGGGGAUGCUCUGUCUGUCCCCUGCCACCGCAGGGAACAUAGAUGCCAUAGAUGAACCCAAGAGUUGCUCAGCCAAGAGAAAAAGGCCAAUGGACUUGGGUUCACCUCCAAAAGGAAAACUCAAGAAGAAGAGGUAUAAUAGGAAAUCUGCCCUGCCGAUACAGCUGUUCAAGUCUGACCGUAGCCCCAUCUUGAGGACUCCUGAUGUUGGGGCUUCCUCUUAUGAGGACUACUUUUCCCCUGAUAAUCUCAAAGAAAGGUAUUCAGAGGCUCUUCCUCCUGAGGCUCAACCAUUAUCAAGCCCUUCUCUGUUCCACUGCAGAAGUCUCUCAAAGUGGGAGCGAAGCAGCAUACUGGAAAUGUGUGAUUUUACCUUCAUUGGUGACAAACCCAGAUCCAUCAGCUUUACUGACUCAGUUUCAAGAAGUACUUCUAGUCUUGAGAAACCCGGCAAGGAGGAAGUGAGUACAGUUUCUAGGUGCAUUGUUGUGGAAACAUCUGCUAAAGGAAGCCCAGAGCUUUGCAGGCAGCCUGGCCCUCAGCUGAGGGAGGACGCAGCCCCACAGGGAAGCACUCUUGCUAACACACCCAGCAGCCCUGCUCAUCGCAUCAUGCCCUUGAAAGGGGAUAGUAAGGAAGAAAGAGACCACGUUGAUGUAAAAGGCUCCCCAGAAGACAGUACCACUCCUCCAGCGUCGGCCUCUUCUGAAGGAGAAGCACACAGCUUUAAUUUUGGAAGGGAUUGCAAUGUAGAAAAAUCUAUAGAAGAAAAGAACAAGUCUACAGGAUACAGUGAAAGUAUUAAAAAUGGACCAGUGAAACCUGAGUCUUCAGACGGCUCUUGUACAGACCUUGUCAGACCUCAAGAGAAACCAAAGAAAUGUGGGAAAGAAAAAAAGACAGUGAGAACAUUAGUCAUGACAAGCAUGCCAUCUGAGAAACAGAGCCUCAUCAUCCAGGUGGUAAACACACUGAAAGGCUUUUCAUUCGCACCCGAGGUCUGCGAGUCCACCUCCCACGUGCUGGUGGGGAAGUCUGUCCGCACCCUCAACGUGCUGAUGGGGAUCGCUCGAGGCUGCUGGAUUCUGUCUUACGAAUGGGUGCUGUGGUCCUUAGAAUUGGGUCACUGGAUUUCUGAGGAGCCUUUUGAACUCUCUGAGUCCUUCCCUGCUGCUCCGGUCUGCAGACUUGAACGCCAGUUAUCUACCCGGAGGUACCAAGGAACCCUCUUUGCUAAUCAGCCGAAGAUGUUCAUUGCACCAGCCAGCAGCCCCCCAAGAGCCAAGCUGUGUGAACUGGUCCUCCUGUGUGGUGGCCAAGUCAGCCCAUCCCCUCAGCAAGCCAGCCUCAUCAUUGGUCCCUACUGUGGCAAGAAGGAAGCAAGGAUCCAGUACCUGUCAGAGAAAUGGGUCUUAGAUUCCAUUACCCAACACAAAGUCUGUGACUUUAACAACUACCAGUUGCUACAAUGAGAGACAUCUCUGACUGCUGUCCUCAACCUGCAAGAAAACCAGCCAUGGAGAGAAGGAGCCGUCAUACAACUUAAGGCCUGAUGUCACACAUUACCUCAUGUGCUGUGGUUUCUAGCUUCAGAGUGUGUGUGUGUGUGUGUGUGUGUGUGUGUGUGUGUGUGUGUGUGUGUGUGUGUGUGUGAUACUAGAGAUUAAAUCCAGGACUUGCUAAGCAAGCACUCUACUAGUGAGCUACAUCUCCAGCUUUUAUCUUCAGAACUCUUUUGAGUAACUUAUUCAUGACUCAUAUUGUAGUUCAGAGAAGUCUUGGUCGGCAUUAGUUGGGCUCGGUGUACAAUACUAAUAAUGACCAUGAUGAAAAGGUCACAGAACCUUUGUCUUCAAGAUACUUUACUCCCAAUAAUAGAAUGGAAAUUUAUUCAAAUCAUUUUAGUCCUAAACAAUCAAGCAACCUCUUAACUUUCUUGGCUUGGGCACUGAGAUCUUUAUUAGUGUACUGUGUCAAGAUAGGAAGGAUAACCAUGCGUUAUUAUUAUAACACGGUUCUGAGAUGCUUCUCAGAGCAGUUAAGGAUGAUGGGUCUGAAAGUUUUGUGCAAUGACUAUGUCUGCCUUCUGAAUGGCUACCCCAAGGUUCCCUACAGAAAGUCAGCUGCUGGGGCUGAAUUAUGUCAGGGGUGUCCAACCCAUUGCCUAUGUGUCAUAUUUGUCCAUGGAUAACUGUGAAUGCAGCUAAUAUAAAAUUAUAAACUUACUCAAAAGUA
This is a messenger RNA of Mesocricetus auratus (golden hamster), 3636 nucleotides long. RefSeq names its product microcephalin 1 (gene Mcph1). Gene Ontology annotation, biological process: cerebral cortex development; mitotic cell cycle. The coding region runs from base 435 to 2873 and encodes 812 amino acids. Lineage: Eukaryota; Metazoa; Chordata; Mammalia; Rodentia; Cricetidae. The record is from RefSeq and is a predicted model, not a curated record. The transcript is spliced from 14 exons.